Phycodurus eques (leafy seadragon) is the source of this 872-nucleotide messenger RNA. Its product is annotated as histone H2A.V. The transcript has 5 exons. Lineage: Eukaryota; Metazoa; Chordata; Actinopteri; Syngnathiformes; Syngnathidae. Gene Ontology annotation, molecular function: DNA binding; structural constituent of chromatin; protein heterodimerization activity. The coding region runs from base 128 to 514 and encodes 128 amino acids. The record is from RefSeq and is a predicted model, not a curated record. Gene Ontology annotation, cellular component: nucleosome.
CGCUCGGGCUCCCACCACGGCUUUCACGAAAAAGACUUGCGAAAAGGGGCUUUAUUGUUUCUUUGCCUUCGGAAGCCUAAAUUAUUUGCUAUCCACACACUGCUUCAAUCAAAUCAAGAGGUGGAAAAUGGCUGGCGGCAAGGCAGGAAAAGACAGCGGCAAAGCCAAGGCCAAAGCGGUUUCGCGCUCGCAGAGGGCCGGCCUACAGUUCCCAGUAGGGCGUAUCCACCGACACUUGAAGACCCGCACCACCAGUCAUGGUCGCGUCGGCGCUACCGCAGCCGUGUACAGCGCCGCCAUUCUAGAGUACCUCACCGCUGAAGUCCUGGAGUUGGCGGGCAACGCGUCCAAAGACUUAAAGGUGAAGCGUAUCACUCCUCGCCACUUGCAGCUGGCCAUCCGUGGAGACGAGGAGUUGGACUCGCUCAUCAAGGCCACCAUUGCCGGCGGAGGUGUCAUCCCCCACAUCCACAAAUCCCUCAUCGGGAAGAAGGGCCAGCAGAAGACUGUGUAGAUGCCCCACCUCCAACGACAGUUUUCUGGGUUUCGAUCAUCGAACCAGAGUUUUUUGUUGUUGUUCCCCCCCACCCCCCACCAAUUUGUUUUGUUGUUAUUAUUGUUAUUAUUAUUAUUAUGAUGAUGAUAGCAAACCAAGAGCGAUUGUUUAGCGUUUGUGUUGUUAUACCCCCCCCCCCACUUAACUAGAAUCACUUAACGACAAAAAAAGAAAAACCUUUUGUAUGCCUCGUGUGGUUAGAAUGCUUGACUGGGGGGAAUUGUUGUUGAUGUCAAAAUAGCGACAAUGAAUUUGUUUGAUUGGCCUGUUCUAUGUUUUAUACUGAAACUGUUAAAAGCUCUUGUUUUAUAUGAUA